This is a messenger RNA of Lycium ferocissimum, 716 nucleotides long. RefSeq names its product anther-specific protein LAT52-like. The transcript is spliced from 2 exons. Bases 82 to 567 code for a protein of 161 amino acids. Lineage: Eukaryota; Viridiplantae; Streptophyta; Magnoliopsida; Solanales; Solanaceae. The record is from RefSeq and is a predicted model, not a curated record.
AUUUGUAUUCAAAUCGUGACACACAUCAAGAGAAGAAAGAAAAACAAAAAAGAAAAAAAACCAAAGAAAACUAAAAGAAAAAUGGCAAAGGCUGUUUUGCUCCUUUCUGCACUUUGCAUUUUGGCCUUUGCCAACUUGGCUCAAUGCCAUGAUCGGUUCCUCAAUGUUGAAGGCAGUGUCUAUUGUGACACUUGCCGUGUUCAAUUUGAGACCAGACUCAGCGAGUACAUCGAAGGUGCAACGGUGAGGCUGGUGUGCAGAGACAUUGAGACAGAAAAGGAGACAUACACAGUAGAAGGUGUGACAGACAAGAAUGGCAAAUACACACUAAAAGUAGAAGGUGACCAUGAGAAUUCACUUUGUGAUGUGGGUAUUGUCAAGAGCCCAAGAGAGGAUUGCAAGGACCCUGCUCUUGGUUUUGAGAACUCAAGAGUUGUGUGCAGUGGAAAUGUUGGCAUGCACAAUCCAACUCGUUUUGCUAACCCACUUUUCUUCAUGAAGAGUGAGUCUGUUGCUGGAUGCAAAGAGGUUCUUGAUGAGUUGGGUUUAUUCCCACUUGAAUUUUAACUAAAUUAUAUAUUAGCUUUUGCCCUUUUUGUUGAUUUGGUGAAUCAAGAAGGAGGAAAAAAAAGUGUUGGUGACUUCUCCUGUAUGUGUACUCACCAUGGACUGAAAAGUUCAAUGAAUUGUUAAUGAAUAAGGAGUUUUCAUGAGUA